This is a messenger RNA of Penicillium griseofulvum, 1437 nucleotides long. RefSeq names its product MFS transporter. Gene Ontology annotation, molecular function: transmembrane transporter activity. NCBI's taxonomy places the organism in Eukaryota, Fungi, Ascomycota, Eurotiomycetes, Eurotiales, Aspergillaceae. The coding region runs from base 1 to 1437 and encodes 478 amino acids. Gene Ontology annotation, biological process: transmembrane transport. The record is from RefSeq and is a predicted model, not a curated record. The transcript is spliced from 5 exons.
AUGGAUGAUACAAAGCCAUGGGGUUAUAGAUGGAGAUCAUCUCGACUUUUGGUGGUUUCAUCCAUCACUGUCGCUUUAUUCGCAGAGACAUUUCUCUAUGGGUUUCUUACUCCAAUCUUGAGUUAUAUGCUUGAAGAACGACUGGGGCUUGAUCCAUCACGAACUCAAACAUACACCACAGCGUUACUCACCACCCAUGGAUUCAUCGGUCUCAUCUCUGCUCCGAUUGUCGCUCAUCUUGCCGAGAAGACCUCGAGCCAAAAGAAACCACUAUUGAUUGCUCUGGCAGGAUGCUUUAUCGGAACUCUUAUGAUAGCUCUUGCUCCAUCUGUCUGGGUCCUCUUCGUUGGUCGCAUCCUGCAAUCUAUGGCAGGUGCCGGCACUUGGGUGGUUGGAUUUGCUCUAUUGGCAAACAAUGUAGACAAGAAGCACCUCGGACAGUCGAUGGGGAUGGCCAUGUCGUUUGUAACUGCAGGUAUGGUCGGCGGACCAACAGUGAGUGGCGCAUUGCUCCAGUUAUUCGGCUACUGGGCCGCCUGGUCACUUCCCUUGGUCGUACUUGUCUUGGAUAUCAUUGCUCGCUUGGUCAUGAUUGAACCAAGCCGUGUCUCCGCAAAGAAAAUUGAGUCUCUGAGCAAACCUGCUGGGACGUCAUUUCUCAGCACUGACGGAACGCCGGAGGAAUCCACUGCUCUGCUUCCUGAUGCACCGUCUACCGUCAAGCCGGAUGACUGUGGAGCGGAGCACAAACGUGACCUCAAACACGAAUACUAUAGAGUCAUGCUCUCUGAACCCCGUGUUUUGACUGCAUUGGCCAAUGUUGUUGUUGUCUCCUCUCUCAUGUCCGGCAUUAACAAUACCCUCCCUGUCCACCUGAGACAAGCAUUUGGUUGGAAAAGUCUGCUUAUCAGUAUGAUGUUCUUCUGUCUCCAAGUCCCGAAUAUUGUGCUCAGUGGCCCAUCUGGAUGGCUUCGUGAUCGAAUCGGAAUCCGGGGACCUACCGUGUUCGGUUGGGUUACUAUGAUCCCUCUAAUCUUGCUUCUGGGAAUGCCUGGAGACCCCCACUUCCCAUGGGCUGCUGGGGAUGCAGCUGGUAAAUCUAUCUUUACCAGUAGUCUGAUUGCUUUGGGUAGUAUUCUACCUCUUGUGCGCGGUGUAGGGGCCGUACAACUGGCCUAUGUGGUCAAAGAUAUGGAAGCUAAAGAUCCGCAUCUAUUCGAGGCCAACAGAAGCAACCUGCGAGUCUUUUCCAUGACUGAAGUGGGAUAUAGUCUCGGUAUGAUGUUCGGACCUAUGUUGACUGGCUCACUAUUUGAAGGAGUUGGCUUCUUCUACAUGACUGUGGCACUAGCUAUUACCUGUCUCAUCCAGGCCGUGGUUUCCUGGAUUUGGCUGGAUACCUUGCCGGAACCCGAAGCUCCUGAAGCCUCAGUUUAA